This is a messenger RNA of Symbiodinium necroappetens, 846 nucleotides long. Lineage: Eukaryota; Dinophyceae; Suessiales; Symbiodiniaceae. The record is from the annotation of a GenBank genome assembly.
AUGGAGGAGACGGAUGUGAAGAUCAUGCUUAGAGCGGUGGAGCUGGGUGAGCAGGGAAGACGAAUCACAGCUCCGAAUCCGUGGGUGGGAGCGAUCGUGGUUGAUGCUGAUGGCAACGUGGUCGGCGAGGGCUUCCACAAGGGCCCUGGCUGCCCGCAUGCGGAGGUGGAAGCCUUUCGGGAUGCAGAGGCCAAUGGUGUCACGGACUUCUCUGAGACAACCAUUUACAGUACGCUGGAACCCUGUCAUCGCGGACCGGGCAAGCGAACCGGGCCCUGCGACGAGCUGGUGGUCUCGAAGGGCGUGAAGAGAUGUGUCAUAGGCCACGUUGACCCCGACGAGAAGUUUGGUGGUGCUGGUGUGAAGUUCAUUCGCGAUGCUGGGAUCCAGGUAGAUGUCGGCAUUGCGGAGGAGCCAGUUCGCCGUUCCUUCCGGAGUUACUUACACCACCGUCGGACAGCAAGGCCGUAUGUUGUCCUGAAGAUUGCGACCAGCUUGGAUGGCCGAGUGGCAUGUGCAGACAAGACCUCCCAGUGGAUCACCCAGGCACCAGCAAGACAGGACGCACACCGGCUUCGUGCCGAGUCGCAAGCAGUGCUUGUUGGCAGCGGCACGGCUCUUGCUGACAGGCCGAGUCUCACCGUUCGGUUAGACGGAGAGCCGGCCCCUGUGAAGCCACCUCUGCGUGUGGUCCUGGACUCGAAAGGCCAAGUGACCGAUGGUCCGCUGAUGGAGACCUCCGCUGCUCCCACGCUCAUCUUCACGAGCCGUGAACGCUGCAGCGAGAUGGCGAAGCAGAGGGCAAGUUUGCUGGUGGGUCUUUACAAUCGCAGACAGCAGCGUUGA